Aspergillus calidoustus is the source of this 1203-nucleotide messenger RNA. NCBI's taxonomy places the organism in Eukaryota, Fungi, Ascomycota, Eurotiomycetes, Eurotiales, Aspergillaceae. The record is from the annotation of a GenBank genome assembly.
AUGGACGAUAAUAUCCCCAAACCCCUUCUCUCCGGACCCUACAACCCCGAAAUCUUCGCGUCGCAGCUCUCCCGCAUCACAUCCCGCUUCCUCGAGCCCGACGCGCAAGUGAGACCCGAGUUCAUCCGCAAACCUGAUCCCUUCACUCUAUACCUUGGAUACUGGGGAACGACCAGCUGGCAGGUGAAAUAUUCGUCGUUGCUCGUCCACCGGCUACAGGAUGCCUCGUACCUGGUUAAUCGGGAGCUAACGCAGCCCGAGCUUGACGCCUACGUCGAGAGCCAUAAUGUGCUUGUGUCGAAUUAUACCAGGGGAAUUCCGCUGGGGUUCCUCACGGGAGGCGCCAAGUGGCUUCUGUAUGAGAAGAACUAUAAACAUUUUCUGCAGUACGCUCCGCCGGCGGGGCAGCAGGGGAUGACGCCUCUCCGUCGAUUUACAGAGGGCACAAAGAUGAUGUACACGUGCGAUCGAGAUCUCGCGAAGAACUUGCUCUUGUCGUUGACGAGGCGGCUUCUGGUUUACACAUGCGUCGGAGCACUGGGCCUUGAGGUGGCUGGUGUGAUCAUGUCGACGCAACAAGUAUUCAAUGACCCGCGGAUGGCGCAACAUAGGGAGGAUGCGAAAAAGGUUCCACCAGAAACACUGAAAGCGCGGCGGGCCCAGGCUACCAAGGACCGUCUGGCACGGAAGAACCAGGCUGCGCAGUCGAGCGACGAGCCCACUCCGCAGAAUGGAGGUUACGAUGAGAGCGGGUAUGCGAUGGAUUCGGGGGGCAUGGGCUCUGCAACUGCCUCUGGUACAACAGCCUACCCUUCGUCUGGGACCGCGAGCGCAUCCGCAACUGGAACAUACAGCUACGGCUCCCGCGCACCAGCAGAACAAAGCAAAGGAACGGGCUUCUUCGACGACGACGACGACGCGAGCCCAACAGCACCAGAGUACCGAGGAAUCGUACGACGCGAAAACGCCGCCGCCGGGCAAGGAAGCGCCUGGGAGCGGCUCCGAAACCAAUCUCAGAGUGGAAUUCCGUCGGAAUCCGGAUCAGUCGCCUCGGGCGGAAGCGCGUGGAAUCAGUCGGAGGCCUCCGUUUCUGCUAGCGAUAGUCAGCGGGAGCGGAAGCGCGCUCAGGCGGAGUUCAACCGGCUGCUUGAUGCAGAGCGGAAUCAGUCAAAUGAUGGGUCUAACCGAGGUGCGUGGAGAUAG